AUGGAAUCAACAACAGAAACCACACAUCUACUCACAGCUACCACCCAGACAUUUACUUCCAAUAAUGAAGAGAAUGACACGUCUAAUAUAAUCUACAUUUAUGACAACGGAAAACAACGCGAGGUGUAUGGAUUAAAUGAAAAUAAAAACUACAUAAUUCAAGUUCGCCCUGAAAAAGAUGAAGAAAAAAAUGAAGAUGAAAAGAACUAUCUGUGGUAUUUAGCAUACGGGAGUAACAUGAGCACAAAAACAUUAACCGGAUUCCGAGGCAUAAAGCCCAAACUCUCGCGUGCAUGCCACGUACCCAACUAUUUUCUAUCAUUUGAUCUCCGAGGAACUCCUUAUGUUGAACCGUGCACCGGAAAUAUCCUUCAUUUCUCUCCACCAACACCAACAGAUGGUAGCCACCCGAUAAUAACACGAGAAUACGCCUGGGAAGUGCAUCGUCGUUGUAAUACAGGCAUGCCGUUUGAAUGGGACGAAAAAAAUCCCAUGGAUUCAUUACCUCCCGUGCUUCAAGGUAUACUUUACAAAAUCACUAAAGAACAAUAUCAGAAGAUUUUAAUGACUGAAGGUGUAUGGGGAUGGGAUGAUAUUCCAACUGGAUAUAAGGAACUUGAGGUCGAAUGCGUGACGUAUGAUGGAGAGAAAAUUGUCGCAAAAACUUUGAUUUCGAAACCAGGAAGUAUCUCAAGAGAUUUGCAGGCUUCUGAAAGGUACCUCAACAUAUUGAAAGAAGGAGCACGCGAACAUAACAUGAAUUACAACUAUCAAACAUACCUCGCUAGAAAAAUUGCUCCAUACAAAAUAACAACUACCAGGAAAAAAAUAGGAAAACGUGUGCCUAGAUGGGUUGCUGUCUACGCGUUACAAUUGUUUAAAUCAAUGUAUAUAAUGCACGAUAGGUAUUUUGAGCCAUAUUUUGGAAGUGGGAAUAAUAAUUUAGAUGAGUUUGUAUGA
Messenger RNA from Ambispora leptoticha, 960 nucleotides. NCBI's taxonomy places the organism in Eukaryota, Fungi, Glomeromycota, Glomeromycetes, Archaeosporales, Ambisporaceae. The record is from the annotation of a GenBank genome assembly.